Acanthosepion pharaonis is the source of this 846-nucleotide messenger RNA. The record is from the annotation of a GenBank genome assembly. NCBI's taxonomy places the organism in Eukaryota, Metazoa, Mollusca, Cephalopoda, Sepiida, Sepiidae.
AUGUUUUUGAAGUUUCUUCAUACGUGUCUAUCUACCAGUUUGUUCAUUAUCUAUCUCAGUCUGUCUAUAUUUUUUAUCUAUCUAUCUCAGUUUUCAUAUCUAUCUAUUUAUAUCAGUCUUUUCAUAUCUAUCUCUGUUCAUAUCUAUCUAUCCCAGUCUGUUCAUAUCUAUCAUUCUCUUUAUAUGUAUUUGUUUGUCUAUCAGUCUGUUCAUAUCUAUCUUUCUAUCUCAGUCUGUUCAUAUCUAUUAACCUAUCUCAGUCUCUUAAGAUAUAUCUAUAUAUCUCAGUCUGUUCAUAUCUAUCUGUUUGUUAAUAUAUGUCUGUCUAUCUCAGUCUGUUCAUAUCUAUCUAUCUAUCUAUCUCAGUUUGUUAAUCUAUGUCUAUCUAUCUCAAUCUGUUCAUAUCUAUCGAUCUCUGUUCAUAUUUAUCUAUCAGUCUGUUAUAUUUAUCUAUCUAUCUGUUCAUAUCUAUCUAUGUAUCUCAGUCUGUUCAUAUUUGUCUAUCUGUUAUAUUUAUCUAUCUAUCUGUCUAUCUAUCUCAGUUUGUUAAUGUAUGUCUAUCUAUCUCAGUUUGUUAAUCUAUGUCUAUCUAUCUCAAUCUGUUCAUAUCUAUCUAUCUAUCUAUCUCUGUUCAUAUUUAUCUAUCAGUCUGUUAUAUUUAUCUAUCUAUCUGUUCAUAUCUAUCUAUCUAUGUAUCUCAGUCUGUUCAUAUUUGUCUAUCUAUCUAUCUAUCUAUCUAUCUAUCACUCUUUUUGUGCGUACAUGCGUACGUUUGUGUGUCACGAAUGCAGCUAUAGCAACGAAACCAAUCAAUAUAAUAUAAUCCACUUUUUCUCUUUUAAUUAG